Ilex paraguariensis (yerba mate) is the source of this 554-nucleotide messenger RNA. Lineage: Eukaryota; Viridiplantae; Streptophyta; Magnoliopsida; Aquifoliales; Aquifoliaceae. The record is from the annotation of a GenBank genome assembly.
UUGAAGAUCAACCUGAGGGUUCUGUUGAUCUGAAGAAGGUCUUAAAUGAAGCUUUCUUAAAUACCGAGGCUAGAGGAUCAUCAACCGCGUGCAUUCUCACACUUAAAGGCGACUGCUUGCACGCUGUGAAUGUAGGAGACAGUGGCUUCGUGGUAAUCAGAGGCGGAAAAAUCAUAUAUCAGUCACCAGUGCAACAACAUAGAUUUAACAGUCCCUAUCAGUUGGGAAACACAACUGAUAGCCCAAGUUUAGCUGAGGAGUUUGAAGUUGUAGUAGAAGCUGGGGACAUCGUCGUUGCUGGGACUGAUGGAUUGUUUGAUAACUUGCAUCCAGCAGAGAUUGAGGAUGUAGUUAGCCUGUGUUUGAGAAAACGUAACAUGCCAGAGCUAUUAGCUUGGACCAUGGCAAAGGUUGCUCGGAAAAAAUCCCUGGACGAAUGGACUGAUAGUCCCUUUGCAAUGGCUGCUUACGAUGCAGGAGUUGAACACUUGGGAGGCAAAUAUGAUGAUAUUACAGUGAUCGUCACCUAUAUUCUUUCUCCAAAUUUGUUCUAG